AUGGCCUUUGCGACUGCAGUCGCUUCACAGCAAGACCUGGUUCAGGCUUUCAAUCCCGCCGUCAACAUCUCAUCGUGCCAAGCCCUCUCGUGCAGCUCCCGCAACGGCAGCAUCUGCUCAACGGAGAUCUCGCCUGGACCUGAGGCGGGUGUUGGUAUCGCCGCUGAAGUUGUCAUCACCCUUCCCACCAACUUAUCCCUCACCCUUAUCGACGGCCUGAGUGAAAAUGGCUUUACCGGUAUCGGGAGCGAUGCACAUGAGUUCUCGGAUCAACAACUGUUCGUCGGGGUAGACCCGAGUCUGAACGAAGAAGACUACCCUUCAGGCUGCGUCCUGAUGAUGCAGUAUCAAGGACAGACCUUCCCGCUUGAGGCGCUCCCUGAGGAAGGAGUGAGAUCAGAGAGCAGCCAGAAUACGACCUCGUGCGACGGCGUCAUUGAUAUCUUUUGUCAGUCGGCCAUCGUAGAGAUGAUUCAGAGUUUCAACGCCUACGAUGGCGAAACAGACCGAUGCAAAAUUUUGACGCAGCAUGUAAGCUCGAAGCUGCAGGAUAACCCGGGGACGUGUGGUGGCGAGGGAACAUGGAUCGCCAACUUCUUCAAUGUGACAGGGGGUGGUUUGCCCUCUGGAAGCUCGGAGAUUGCCAGCAAUGACAGGCUCGGUGAUGAGGAGUGCAGGCCUGUCCUUCCACAGUCGUAUCGGAUGUAUAAGGUUGCUGAGAUGCGAUCUUUCACUUUUGCGGACGCUCCCGAUUCGGGAUCGGACUUCUAUAGUGACUUGUUCGGAGGCCGCGCCGGGUUCACGCCAGUCGUCACUGUGGUAUUUCCGGAGGACACUACCCAAGACCGAGGGAUUCAGUUUUCCUGUAUGAAGACUCUUCAACGAGAUGGAGAAUUUCGCGAGGGUCCGUUCGAGAGCGGCGCCCACGGCCGACUACACAAUGGAGUUAUGGCACUGGCUUUUUCACUUGGUUUAGGAUUGGUGAUGUGGCUCUAA
Colletotrichum spaethianum is the source of this 996-nucleotide messenger RNA. RefSeq lists its product as uncharacterized. The record is from RefSeq and is a predicted model, not a curated record. The transcript has a single exon. The coding region runs from base 1 to 996 and encodes 331 amino acids. NCBI's taxonomy places the organism in Eukaryota, Fungi, Ascomycota, Sordariomycetes, Glomerellales, Glomerellaceae.